This is a messenger RNA of Dimorphilus gyrociliatus, 2293 nucleotides long. Lineage: Eukaryota; Metazoa; Annelida; Polychaeta; Dinophilidae. The record is from the annotation of a GenBank genome assembly.
AGAAAUGGACGACGAAUCGAACGAACCGCCGACUUCGCUUCACCGAACAAAUUCUGAGAAUAAAAUGGGAAGGAAGAACACAGAAAAAGAAUCGACUACGUCUUAUUCUUGGCAAAGAUCUCAAUCGGAACUGCAUUUGGAUAAUAAAAACAUUAAGUCAACUGAUAAUGUUUCACAGCACUCUAGAGUGUACUGGGACCUUUCGAGGUCAGAGGAAGAGGGACCGCCAAAGUUCAAGGUCAGUUUGCAGACUAUUAAACAAAAAGAAGAAAUAUCUGGCUGUAUUUCUCGAAGAACAGCCAGCAUGUUUGCAAAUUAUAAUCCUGCCUCUCCAAACGUACAAGUUGUUUUAAGAAAUACAUUACCAAUUUGGAAAAAGAAUGUUCUUCUAGUUAGAGAUGCUAGGUCAGAUACAGAAAGGGUAGGGUGCUUAGAAGAGAUGCACGAUAUUCUAGUUGAGGCCUGGUCACUACCAAUCGUAGGAAAAGAAUUUGCCCACGGUCUGUGCGAUGCCCUUCGGACUUCAGGCGGAGUGCAUAUUUUAUUAAAACUCUGUUCUCAAUCGGCCGGUAGCCGCUUGCACGCUGCUAAACUACUUGAACAGAGUAUGACUCUUAAAAACUGUGACGUCAUAGUUGACGAGGGCCUCAAUGCAGUUGUUGAAUUAACUGCAGCAUCAAAUACUGAUACACUGCUACAAACACCAUGUACAGGAAUAUUGGAGCAUUUAUUCAAGCAUUCAGAGCUAACCUGCGCAAAACUGGUUCAAUGCGGCGGUCUAAACACACUUUUAAACGCUUGUAAGACGUCAAAUACAAUGACCCUACGUCAUUGCGCUAAAGCCUUCGCUAAUCUGGCAAUGUAUGGUGAUAAUUCGAUAAAAAAUCGGAUGAUAGAACUACGGGUACCCAACUGGUUGUUUCCAUUGGCUUUUAACGAUGAUGACUCGAUCCGCUAUUAUGCCUUUUUGGCCAUUGAAACCCUAGCUGCAUCCCAUCCCUUUUCCCCCGUUAUGAAAGAGUCCGGUACGCUAGAACUCGUACAGGGAUUUAUAGAGACGCACGAUCCGUCCGGCUUCGCUUUUUCUGAUACUGCUCACAUACACGGUCACACAGAUGAAUGGAUGAGAAAGCUAGUUCCCUUAUUAACCUGCCAACGACCGGAAGCUCAAAGUUUAGCUGCCUUCCACUUCGCUGUAGAAGCAGCUAUACUUGUCCGCAAAAGUGAUGACAUAAAGGUUAUCGAAAAAAUUGGAGCUAUACCUGCCUUAAAAAAAGUAGCUGGUAGCUGUAAUAAAUUAGCUGCUAAGUUUGCUCUCCAAGCCCUCGAAGCGGUUGGAGUACGGGAUGUUCCAAAUCUCCUACCAAAUAAGGUAGCCUAUUGGAGUACUUGCAACGUGGUACAAUGGCUACAAUUAACUGGAUUUUCUGAAUUUAUUGAGUUGUUCGAGAAGGAAAAGAUCGACGGUGAUUUAUUAUUGAGAUUAGACGACGAUAUGUUGCGAGAUGGCCUGGGGAUGAACAGCUGUUUCGCUCGUAUUAAAUUUCUAAAAGCUCUCAAAGAUUUAAAAAUCCGAAAUGAAUUAGAAGGAAACGCCUUAUUAUUAGAAGAAUGGUUAAAAAGUAUAUCAGAAGAUUUAGCUGUCUACGCUUAUCAAAUGGACCAAAGUGGCGUUGAUAAGCAGACUUUAUGCAUGUUAACUGACGAGCACCUUUAUCGAGAUUGCCAUAUAACAAAUGGUAUAGACCGAUUAAAGAUAAUGGACUCUUUGAAGCGUAGAUCCUCAUUUUCAAUGCUCUCUAUCGAUAAUCAAGAUUCAGAGAAUAAAUACGACGUGUUUAUCAGCUAUCGAAGGAAGGGAGGUUCUCUACUCGCUAGCCUACUAAAGGUUCACCUACAAGUUCGCGGUUAUAGAGUUUUCUUAGAUAUUGAAAAAUUGCAGGCUGGCAAAUUUGACGAAAAGCUAUUGGAUAGCGUCCGAGGUACUCGACACUUUUUACUUAUACUGACGCCCGAGGCUUUAGAACGUUGCAUAGGAGACGACUGUAAUCAAGAUUGGAUUCACCGUGAAAUUACGGCUGCCAUAGAUGCUGGCCGAAACAUCAUACCAAUCGAAGAGAAUUUCAAAUGGCCACAACCGGAAUGCCUGCCUUCCGACAUGAAGGCAAUUUGUUCAUUUAAUAGUAUACGAUGGAUUCACGACUAUCAAGAUGCAUGUGUCGAAAAAAUAAUACAUUUUAUGAAUAAUGAAGGCCUUAAGAAAUCAAGUGAAUUGCAGGAAGAAGUCGAUUGA